Molecule: messenger RNA, 2772 nt
Organism: Calypte anna (Anna's hummingbird)
Lineage: Eukaryota; Metazoa; Chordata; Aves; Apodiformes; Trochilidae
Product: protein FAM122A
Exons: 10
Coding region: 160-834 (224 amino acids)
Biological process (GO): mitotic G2/M transition checkpoint
Cellular component (GO): nucleus; cytoplasm
Molecular function (GO): protein serine/threonine phosphatase inhibitor activity
Source: RefSeq, a predicted model, not a curated record
GAGCUGGACCUGGAGCUGCCGCCGGGGAGCGCCGCGGCCCCGAGCGAUGGGGGCGGCCUGAGGCGAUCGAACAGCGCCCCGCUCAUCCACGGGCUCAGUGACAAUUCCCAAGUGUUCCAGGCUAACGUUUUACGUACCCGCAGGAACAGCACCACGGUUAUGAAUCGGCACAGUCUGUUUGUGCCAUCAUCUCCUGUCCGUAUUCCGAGCAGCCGACUUCAUCAAAUCAAGCAGGAAGAAGGAAUGAAUUUGAUGAACAGAGAAACAGUGCGGGAAAGAGAAGUGCAAGUAGCAAUGCAGAUGAGCCACUCAUGGGAGGAGAGCUUGAGCCUGAGUGACAAUGAUUUUGAGAAAUCAUCAUCACCAAAGCAAGUAGACUUUGUCCCAGUUUCUCCAGCUCCUUCACCUACCAGAGGAAUAGGGAAGCAAUGUUUCUCACCAUCUUUGCAAAGCUUGGUGAGUAGCAGUGGAUUACCUCCCAGCCCUAGCCCAAGUCCAACAAGGAGAUUCUCCAGGAGAAGCCAGAGUCCAAUUAACUGCAUUCGACCAAGUGUUCUUGGGUCAAUAAAAAGAAAAGGUGCAACAGAGAUGGAAGAUCAUCCAAAAAGAUUAUUCCAAGGAUCCACCAACAUGCUUACUCCUGAAGUUUCUCAUCAGGCUGACCUUGGGGGAUGUUUGUCGUCACAUGCUCUGGAUGACAACAGAAGCAGUGCAGGCUCUUCCUGUGACUCACCAGCUGAAGUUGGCACCAGCACAGGCUCUCCAGUCUCACUUUCUGACUCCAGAUCUCCUUUUUUACCAGUGGAUCUUACAGCUAAGUUACCAAUUAAUUAAGAAGCAGAAGCCUGCUAAUGGACACCAAGAAAAAGGCUGGAUAUCAGCGAGACUUUCUGUUGUGUGUUACUGAUUCUGUUCCUCAUAGGAACUUCCAGAAAUGUCAUUAUUUCUAGAAAACUUCCAGAAUAGUUCCUUGAGGAGGAAUUCACAUUUCUAGUGAUUUGUAUGACAUUUACUAAAAUAUAGUAAGCAUUUGAAUUGCAAAUAUAUUUGAUGCUGACAUCAGUAAGGAACCUUGUGGAUUUACAGUGCAGAUCAUCUUGUUGGCAUAAGUUACAAAUAUCUGUAUGUACAUCUGCUUGUGGAAGACUUGGCUUUCCAGCAGCCAGCAGGCCCUGUUCUCACCAGUAUAAAGUGGUGCUUAUGUAGUGACAGAUAAAAUUCACAUUUGUCCUCAGUCUGAAACCAGUGAAGCACCUUACUCAUUUUUUUUUAUUCCCCAAGUAUUAGAUAUGUAUAUUUUUUGCUCUUUGUAUGGAAGGGAAAAUAUAAGGGAAGGGUACUGAUUUUUGUGUGCUAUUAUGAUUGGCUGUUCAUCAGUUCUGUGUUCUAAUAGAUGUCAAAAAAGCAAGUUGGUGAAUUGUCAGAUUUAUGUGUUGGAUUUUAUUCAUGAUCAUGACUGCUGUUGUGACUAAAUGCACAUUAGGUGUGGAACAUUCUUCUGGGUUUUUGUAUUUUUGUUCUUCCCCAUUUAGAUGAUUAGCUAAAGUGGUAGAUGCUCUGUUAAAGGUCUUAUAAUAGGUAAAAAUAGUCAUAAUGUUUGGAACAAAGCAUUAAAUACUGAGAUUUUAAUAUUUAGUACUUCAGAUGUGCAUUAUUUUAUCAGACAGUAUUCUUCCUCAUAUAUGACUUUCAUUGGGUGAAUUCAGUAAGGAAUCAGGAUGAUCACAUAUGUUUAAUUUCCUUAUGUCACUUCUUCAAACAAGGAUUAUUUCUGCUAUUGAAAAUUUCAGAUGCUGAUGGGUAGUCUGGGAUUUGGUAAUCUGAGAUUUUUCAGGCUUCUUGUACUCUAUUUGAAAAGCUGGUGGGUUGAGGAAUCCCAACUUUAAAAUUCCCCAGGCAGGAGGAAGAAUCUGCCAAGCCCACCAUAGACACCUGUUUCAGAUUUACCAACAACCUCCUUUUGGUUGUUGACUCCUGUUGUGUGAUUGACCUUCCCAAACUGGGUCCCCGUUUAAGUCUGUGAGUCUGUUCUAGGUGGUUUCAAGCCUUCUCCCCCGAGUGGUUAAUAAUGAAGCAAAAUGUUUUAUUUUUAAACAUUAAACCUUUGUAAUGUGUAAUAAAGUGAGAAAAGUGUGGAAACUUCCUCAAGGAAGAGAAGACCCCGUUCUGAACUCUGCAGUGAAAGAUUCAUGUGGAUGAAGCUUUGAUUGACAGCAGGUAUCAAAAUCAGAAAGGGAAGACUUGGAGUGCAAAGCUCUGGUGACCUGAGGACCCCCAGCCCCUUUCCACAUGUGGUUAUUGCAGAGAGAAAAAAGGACAGAUUUAAAGGUUUUGCUCAGUUCAAGGAAGAUAUGACGUGGUUUACUUCUGAUUUAAUUCCUCUUAAAUUAUUCUAAAUAGUCAACUUCCUGACUGCAAUUCCUUCUUAAAUGCAGACUGCCUUUCCUCCUGUGGCAGAUGGACAAGUUUGUGUUUAAUACUUGUUCUCUCUCAUGUGGCAUUGUUUUGUUUUGCCAUUUCAGGUAUGUGCCAAAGAGUUGCUGUGCAUUCACUCUUUUGUGGUGAGGGCAAGAUUUAUUUUUUUUUUAACUCUCACUUAUUUCUUAAGAAUGAACCUCCUUGUGUCUCUUCCAGUCUUUUUUUUAAAGAUGUGUCAGUGGAGGGGUUUAACAGUUGUGUGUGAGUCAAAUCGUCUCUUUUUGGUUGAAUAUUUAUGCUAUUUUACAAAUAAGUGCCAAUAAAUGGAAAAAUAAACGUUUUGCUUUUUCUGCA